ACGUCACCCGAUACCCUGCGCUCCUACAGUCAGUCAGCGAAGGGAUGCUCUGAACGAACGAUUGCAGCAUCUUUCCUGAGAGACUACAAACAAUUCGCAUCUCCCUCUAGCUUUGUAUCCAUUCUCGGCAUUCUCUUCCCUUUGGACCCUCCUGAAAACCCACCUCUUGCCCUCCAACAUCGACUGCAGGGUGUCUUCAUGCACGACAGGACGACCGGAUAGAACACCAUAUUUUUAUUUCAGCACUUUUCCUUUCCCUUUAUUUAUUUAACCUCUUUUGUCGUCUGUAUAUUUUUGUUUUCAUCUUUUAUUUUGUUGACCAUUGCCUAACCGCAAUACAGAGAGGAGCGCCAUCGUUCUCCAUUGCCUGAUAGGAAUAUUGCAGUGGAGUGAAAUAACACAUAUGAAGAAAUUAAUGGAAGAUUAAAUUAGCAUACUUUCUACAACACGUUUAUAGUAUCUGGAACGGGACAUAAUUUAUCUGUUCAUUGGAUUUUUGUUGAGGUUACGUUCCAUACGCAGCGCAAGCAUCGUCUUCCUCCGUUAGAACAAAUAACCCAUACUCUGCGUAGCGUCUCGGUGUUCUCUGAAAAGGCGAGGAGAACGCGCAAGAUAUUUCAUUCGCAAGAAUAUACGCAUUUUCGAUUUUUGAAUCGCUUCGUCUAUUUAAAUACAUUUUUUUCAAUCGGCUACGUUGCAUAAAGGGAUAAACGCAUUUUCACCCAACCUACUUUUAAAAUGAUGGCCGGCGGGGCAGUACAACAAAACGGGAUUUUCUUGAAUCCUCACCAUCACAAUCAACAGCCGCACAUGGAGUCGGAUCCCCCUGAUUCGCGUAAAAGGCCACUGGAGACCCCAACCGAGGCUAGCAGCACUAAACGCACAAACACGGGAGUGGCCUUCCUGCAGCCCCUUUUUGAAACUGAAGGCAUUGUAUUCCCUCACCAGGAAUCACACUCUGAGGCACAUGAGGAAGGUGAGUACUUCCUGAAGGUGCUGAUCCCCAGCUAUGCGGCCGGCUCUAUCAUUGGCAAGGGAGGACAGACCAUCGUCCAGCUGCAGAAAGAGACCGGCGCCACCAUCAAACUGUCCAAAUCCAAAGACUUCUACCCUGGCACGACAGAGCGGGUGUGUCUGAUCCAGGGGACAGUGGAAGCUCUGAAUGGAGUCCAUAACUUCAUCGCUGAGAAGGUGCGGGAGAUGCCGCAGAGCACCCAGAAAUCCGAACCGGUCAGCGUAAUGCAGCCACAGACCACCGUCAACCCUGACCGCAUCAAACAGGCCAAGCUGAUAGUACCAAACAGCACAGCAGGUCUGAUCAUUGGUAAAGGUGGAGCCACAGUCAAGGCCGUCAUGGAGCAGUCAGGCGCCUGGGUGCAGCUCUCCCAAAAACCUGAGGGCAUCAACCUGCAGGAGCGCGUGGUCACCAUUAGCGGAGAACCCGAGCAGAACCGUAAAGCCGUGGAGAUCAUUGUUCAGAAGAUUCAGGAGGACCCCCAGAGCAGCAGCUGCCUCAACAUCAGCUACUCCAACAUCUCUGGCCCUGUGGCCAACUCUAACCCCACCGGCUCCCCCUACGCCAACUCAGCCGAGGUGAACCCCGCUGCUGCUGCUGCCGCCGCUGCCACAGCCUCCAGCCUCCUGGGUCAGGCCACCAUGCAGAGUAUGGGCGGCUUCCCCACCACCAUGGGUCCCAGCUUCUCAGGCAACGACCUCCUGACCAUCACCUCGGCCCUCAACACGUUAGCCAGCUACGGCUACAACACCAACUCCCUGGGCCUGGGGCUCAACCCCGCGGCAGCCUCAGGAGUCCUGGCCGCCGUAGCGGCUAGCGCUAACCCCGCCGCGGCUGCCGCUGCAAACCUCCUGGCAUCCUACGCCAGCGAUGCCUCCACCAGCGCAGGCCACCAGGCCGCCUCCCUGGGAGGCUUCACCCUGGGCUCGCUGGCCGCGGCCACUGGGGCCACCAACGGCUACCUGAGCGCCUCAUCCCCGCUGAUGGCACAAUCCCUGAUGGCCACUGAGAAGCAGAUGCAGGAGGGGGCCAAGGACGUGGUGGAGAUCGCUGUUCCCGAAAACCUGGUAGGAGCCAUCUUGGGGAAAGGAGGGAAAACGCUAGUGGAGUACCAGGAGCUGACUGGAGCCCGGAUCCAGAUCUCCAAAAAGGGAGAGUUCAUUCCCGGCACCCGGAACCGUAAAGUUACCAUAACCGGCUCUCCGGCGUCAACGCAGGCAGCUCAGUAUCUGAUCAGCCAACGGAUCACGUAUGAGCAGGGUGUGCGCGCCACCAACCCACAGAAGGUGGGCUAGAAAAAGGGAAUGGAAUGGAGGAAAACGAGUGGGGGCUUGGGGAGUAAUGCAAAGUGAGAGAGAAAGGGAGAGGAGAGCAAGAAUGUUGGAAGGAAUCGUUCACACGUUUUUUCGUGUUUCAGUAUUGUAAAAAUGAUGUGACGCAAAGAAUUUGCUCGGAGAGAGGAGAAAGUGUAAUGCGGAAUACAAAUGAAAAUAAGGUGUAAAAUGUAAAUACGGUUUUAUUACUUAAGUCUUGAUCUUUCGGGAUUUUUUAUUGUUUUGUUUUUUUGUUCUUUUGUUUGUUUGGGUAUUCUCCGGACAGUGGUGAAUGCGAUUUUAAACUGGCAUGCUGCCGCGCUGCAGUUUGGAAAAGGGGGGCGGUGGGGGUACUGGGGGCCGACCCCCAUGGAAUCAGCCCCUUCCCCACCCCCACCCCCAUUCCUGUGUAGCUCACAGAUUUUUUUUCUUCAGAUUUGCCUUCAGUUUCAAUUUGCCCCUUACCCUGCCCCCCUCCCCCUCCCCCUAACAAGUGCUUGGUUUGAGAUCUAAGGAAAAUCCCUGUAGUUGAUGACAUCCCCCUCCUUUCCCCCAUCCCUCGCCCCUCUCACAGACCCCCCCCCUGUUUUGGGCAAAGGAGGUUGAGAGAUGUGCCCUCCUAUCCCUAUUGCCUCGCGCCUUAGGUUCUGAUUUAGCCAGAUGCAUGCUAUGCCACGCUCCGUAUUUAUAUAUGGGAUGCUCGUGUUUCGUAUGUAGGACGAAGGCAGAGACGCGUGGUGCAUCUCAUUGGGUCAGAAUUCUAGCAUAGCGCAAGAGUACAUAUAGAGGUUGGGGCAUUUUUCUCAACAAGGUUUGCAGUCUGAUAUUAUGAUUAUUAUUAAGAUUAUUAUAGAUAUCAUCAUCAUUAUUUAUUCAUAUGAUUUCACCCAUAAAGUUCGGUAUUUUCCUUGUUUUUUUUAAAUCUGUGAAUUCAGGUUGACAUGAAUGUAAAGACUAUUUUUGAUUUGAUUUGUUUAAUUUAAGUGGAUUUAAUAGUAUGUCACGUAGUGUAAUAUACAGUAUGUCUUAUUUAAGUCCAGUAAAAACUGCGCCGUAGGGACCACUACAGUGAUGAAGAGGAAGGGUUAGCUUUGAUAUCCAGCAAAGAGCAGGACAGUAAAUAUUCACAUUAAAACACACACACACACACACACACACACACACAAACACUCCCAUUUCAGUGCUAAAAAGGAUUAUAACAUAUCUACAUGGCAGAUUACGGUGAAAUCAAGCAGACUAGUCUCUAUAUACAUACAUAGCUGCACAAUGAAAAAUGCCACUUGCGCAACGGGCCCAAGAGCAGCGUUCACAUUCUUGCAGGAACGAAGUUCUCUAAUAACGUCAACCCUCGAAGUUGUUUCAAUGUUGUGUGAGCUCAGAUUUAUCUCCUCUCUCUCCAGCUUAGCCUGUGUCCCUCAACAUUGUGAAAAGCCAAAGUGUUGUUGGGACUGGAGGGCCAUAGCCGUCUCCACUGAGAUAUCCAGCGAGCGCUGCUCUUCUGCCUGUGGCACUCUAACUCUAACUGUCUAGACAGGCCAGGCGAGACACUAGGAACAAGAGGACUUAGAACCUAGAGGUGGUGGCCCCGCCAGGAUACGUACAUACUACUGAAAAAUGCAAACACUGAAGAUGAGAAAGUUGAUAGUUGGAACGAUCUCACUAGGGUCCAACCAGAUUGCCAGGCCCCGUCUCAUUGCAAACAGAUCUAUUUCAAGGUAGUUCAUAUUUAGAAGUAGUUUUCCCUAAUACUUGCUCUUAUCAAGCAGUGUUCUUCUGUCCACGAUGAACGGGGGGAAUGUAAGGUGGUACGUACGGUCUGUUGGGCGUUAACUACAAGUCUAAUGGUUGUGGGUUAUUCUGAUUUUGGAAAACUGUAGGGACCUCCCACUACACACUCCCUGCAAUGGAUACUACCCACUAACCUAUAAGCUGCUAAAGAUGUUUUGGUUUGUUUUACCUUGUUUUUUUUUUUUUGCAAUCUGAGUACACUGAAGUCCAUCUUAAUGCACUGUGAAGUGUGGGUAUCUUUUUUCUCUGCCCAUGAGGUCAGGGCUGUGUGCUGUAGGAGCUUGGUCACAGGCAUAUGCGUUGUUAUUAUUAUGUCAGGGAAAAUGUACACAUGAAAAUACCAGGCAACUACGGUAAUCAUAUCUCAUGAACAAAACUCUAUUUGCAUACAAUAUCAGUUCUCAGUUAGACAUGCAAGACGAGGAAAGAGUAUUCAUGUUUCUAAACACUACGCUGAGACCGGGAUCCUGGAUUGAGGCUUUGGAUGCGCUUUGACUCAGUUUGGCAUUGAAAGUAAUGUGGUUGUAGAAACGGUCUCUAUUUGGAGGAUGGGAUUGGGGAGGGGGGGGGGGGGAGUGGUAGGUGUGCAUGUUCAGCUUUUGCUAUUCAAAGACAACAGUUGGGAGGUAUGUGGAGUUUUAUCCCAAUUUUGACCGGGUUGCUCUUUUUUUUAAGAUAAUCUAAUCGUCCGACUUCCCUUUUCAUAUUUGCUGUUUUCAUAAACAGUUGAAAUUGAUGUAUUCUGUUAGCUAACUGAAAAUGGCGGGCUAACCUAAAUGUGAUUACUUCUAAAAUGCCAAAGGAGGGGGGGGGGAAUCUAACUUGGUCUGUGGGUAUCUUUGGGAACCUAUCUCCCCAAUUGGGCAUUUAGACAUUGUAAUGUAAAGGAAAUCUAUCCAAUGGUGAGCUCUCACUAGUAUUCGCCAUUGGAACGUUUUCUCUAUUGUCUAUUGGAGCGACAGUGAAGCGCGUAUCUCGACAGAUUGGUAAGGAGGCUUCUUUAUUUCCAUCUAAUACCAUCCACUUUCCUCACCCCCCCAACCCUUGUACCUCCGUGCACCCCAUUCUUACACAUCAACCCAGAGCCCCCCUCUCACAUCUCUCCAUGGGUGAUAGUGUCUGGUGUUGCGAUGCAUGUCUGCUUGCCCUUCCAGACCACAACUACUCCAAAACAAUGACUGUCUGAGUCUCUUAAUGCUAUGAGGGUAGAGAGGACAGAGUUCCCUUGGUUGUAGAGCUGAGCAUUAGAGUCUAGUUAGUGACCAUUUUACCAGCAGCAGUGAGAACAAAUUAGUAGGUGGCAGUGGAAGUAAGAAAGAGAACCUGCAACCAGGCAACUAAGAGAGAGAGAGCUACUAUCUGACUUCAUUCUGUCAAUCCCCUGGCCAGUGGUUUGAAACCAUAUCUUAUUCUGUAUGUUAGUGAUAGGAGUGAAAACAUUAUGCUACAUUUGGUACACAUGCCCAGAUACAUACAGUACAUUCAUAAACACAUUUACAUAGAUUGCGAGUAGAAUAAGGGAAAUACUGCUUGUUGAAAUCAUUAAGAAAUGACAGAAAUUACUGGAUAUCAGCGAUACUACAACUGUGACAAAUCAAUGUGAAUGAUAUCAAAUAGAACAAUAUCAAAUACCUGUAGUUGGAGAUCACGGGAAGGUGCCAACAAAGUUUGUCAAAGCACGGCUUAUCUUUUUAUCUAAUUCAGCAAAAUUACCCCAUGUUGAUGGGGUUUUAGGGUGUCCAUUUUUGGCUGGUUUGUAAUUUAGGGGAUCUAGAUAAAAUGUGAUGAGUACUGGAAGCAAUAUACGUAGUAGCAUGUUGUCCUUAUAUUGUCUUUUCGUUCUGUCCGUUGUAAAAGCUUAGGAUUUACCUAGAUGUUGAAUAGAUUUACAUAAUUACGAAUUUUUUUUUAUUUGUGAAAUUGCUGCUAUUUAAUAAGUGAUGUACUAAAAAUAAAGUUAAAAC
Oncorhynchus mykiss (rainbow trout) is the source of this 6080-nucleotide messenger RNA. Its product is annotated as RNA-binding protein Nova-1. The record is from RefSeq and is a predicted model, not a curated record. Gene Ontology annotation, molecular function: RNA binding. NCBI's taxonomy places the organism in Eukaryota, Metazoa, Chordata, Actinopteri, Salmoniformes, Salmonidae.